CCUCGGACACUAGAUGACUUUACAACUACAUAUUUUUGUUUGACUUGGUGAACCGACGCGCAUUAUACUCGGAGAUAGCUUGAUUCCUGCUUAUUCUUCUAUUUAUAUGCUGGAGUUUGGCCCUUAAUUAACUAAUAAGAGUAAUCUUCCAAAUCAAGCACGUAGUCCAAAUCAACUAUGAGCUCGAUGGAGAAUCAGAAGAGGAGGAUCAGUAUCAUCCUUGUUCUUUUUUCAUGGAUUUUCACGGCGGCCGCCAUGACAGCUGAAAACGCAUCAACAAUCCCAGUGAACGUGGGAGUUGUUGUAGACCUUGAUGAACCGAGUGGGAAGAUGUAUUUGAGUUGCAUAGAAAUGGCGCUCUCGGACUUCUAUGCUUCCCAUGCUCAAUACGUGACUAGGGUCGUUUUGAACACCAGUAACUCCCACGAAGAUGUCGUUGGUGCAGCUGGCGCAGCUUUGGAUCUGAUAACGAAUGUAGAAGUGAAAGCAAUCCUAGGACCAAUGACAUCAAUGCAAGCAACUUUUGUUGUUAAACUUGGAGAAAAAGCUCAUGUGCCAAUCAUAUCAUUUUCUGCAACAAGCCCUUCUCUUACUUCACUUCAGAGCUCCUAUUUUUUCCAAUUUGCCCAAAAUGAUUCAACCCAAGUGAAAGCCAUAAGUGGUAUUAUUCAAAACUUUGGAUGGAGGCGAGUUGUCCCCAUUUACGUUGACAAUAUGUACGGGGAGGGAAUCAUGCCCUUUCUAAUUGAUGCCUUGCUCGAGGUUGAUGCUCAUGUCCCAUAUCGGAGUGUAAUUUCACAGUCAGCUACCUAUGAUCAAAUUGAGAUAGAACUUUACAAGUUAAUGACAAUGCAGACUAGAGUCUUCAUAGUGCAUAUGAUGCCUAAACUUGCAUCACAGUUAUUUGCCAAGGCGAAGGAGAUUGGAAUGAUGAACAAGGGUUUUGUAUGGAUCACAACCAAUGGGAUUGGAGAUCGUUUAAAGGCAAUGGAAUCUGUUCUGAAUUCGAUGCAAGGAGUAGUAAGUGUGGAAACUGAUGUUUCAGACACAUUGUGUAAUACCCGGUUGUUUUCUUUAAUCAAACUAAAAACAUAA
This is a messenger RNA of Rosa rugosa (rugosa rose), 1095 nucleotides long. Its product is annotated as glutamate receptor 2.1-like. Lineage: Eukaryota; Viridiplantae; Streptophyta; Magnoliopsida; Rosales; Rosaceae. The transcript has 2 exons. The record is from RefSeq and is a predicted model, not a curated record. The coding region runs from base 178 to 1095 and encodes 305 amino acids.